Molecule: messenger RNA, 1272 nt
Organism: Dermacentor andersoni
Lineage: Eukaryota; Metazoa; Arthropoda; Arachnida; Ixodida; Ixodidae
Product: MIF4G domain-containing protein B-like
Biological process (GO): regulation of translational initiation
Cellular component (GO): cytosol
Molecular function (GO): translation activator activity
Source: RefSeq, a predicted model, not a curated record
CCCGAGCCUGGGCUGGCUUGCGCGUUCCACAGACAGAGACGUCGCUCUCAGGCGUCGCAUUUUUCUACGGACAGAAAGUCGAUACUCAAGCACUUUGUUACGUCCGGCAUUCCACGGCGUCCCGUUGGAUGUCCGCGCUUGCACGCCGUGGUUCAGACUUCCACACACAUCAGCAUGGAACGCGGGAAGCAGAACAAGACCCAAGGGAGUCAGGAUGACAGCCGGAAUGGCAGCCAGGAUCAGGUUCCUUCUACUUCAAGUUGCUUGAGCACUCCAGCGGAGGCAGUGGAACCCCCGGCUCAUGGCGAAGGCUCACACGUUCGAGGCGCUGUCUCGCAAGUGUUUGUGCCGUCGGCUGCCGAUUGCCAUAACGUUUUCAGAAGGGCGAUGCAGGAGCCAAGCUCACUGAGUACGGACGACCUGAAGCUGCUGUCUGUUGCCAUUUGCCAGUCAGCAAUCCGCAGGGUCAACUAUGCCAUCCCAGCCGCCGAAUUCUGCCUCGCCAUCAUCGAGCGCGGCGAACGUGCCCAGGCUGAAGGGUGCGAGACGUUUCUGGAGAGCCUGUUGCUGUUCUGCCGCGAGUUGUUCAACAGCCGCGACGAAGUAUUGAGGCCGCCCGACCAGCCCACAGUCCGAUCCAGGCGCUGGGUGGCUUACGUCACCUUCCUCGCCGAGCUCCUCGACGGCCUCAGCGAAGGUCUUGGCGAAAACACGCUCAGGCCUUGCCAUGGUGGCGCCGCUUCCACGGCCAAAGCAAGAAGCAUGAUGGUGCUUGCAACCCUGCUCUGUGUCAGCUGCCACACCAUCCUACAGCCGCCGUCACUUUACAAUCCCACCGAGAUGGACUGCCUCCGGACGGCACUGACCACCGCUGGCGCUGCCUUGGAGCGUGUGGCCCCGGAGCGACUGGCGUCCCUGCUGCGCGAGAUCCACGCCACCUUGGAAAUGCAGGGCCUGCCAAUCCGGUCACGCCACGUGCUGCUCGAAUUGAAAGAGCUCCAGGCUGCGGGCUGGCAGCUGAGCCCUGCGCAGCAGCCCAGCUUGUCAAGUGGUACGGGUCGUUAGGGCUGCAAAAAAAUGUCCAACGGCUCCCAAAACGACAUACUUUGCGAGGAUCGGCCUCAAGAACUCUGCGUCGCCACAGUGACGCCCUUCAAGCAGUGGCGUUGUAGUACCCCGUGUUCGGCAGCAAGACACAUCCGACAGGAAUGACGCAGAGCGCUGAGACUUGAUAAAUGUUUUGUGUGGGCCACGUAAAUAUUUUUUUCGCUA